This is a messenger RNA of Hippoglossus stenolepis (Pacific halibut), 8508 nucleotides long. It is a transcript of the gene zc3h7bb, whose product is annotated as zinc finger CCCH-type containing 7Bb. The transcript has 21 exons. Gene Ontology annotation, molecular function: miRNA binding; protein binding; metal ion binding. The record is from RefSeq and is a predicted model, not a curated record. The coding region runs from base 380 to 3085 and encodes 901 amino acids. Lineage: Eukaryota; Metazoa; Chordata; Actinopteri; Pleuronectiformes; Pleuronectidae. Gene Ontology annotation, biological process: miRNA processing.
CGAGUAUGUUCAAGCCGUCAAAAAAAUGCGAUUAAUUUACCUGAAUAAUCAAACUUAAAGCAACGGUCGGUGCUCGGGGCCCCGAUAAGCAGUGACCCAACCUGAGCGGUGACUCAGAGGGUCUGCUGCCCUCCAGCGUCCACACCUCCCUGGAAACUUGUUGCGGUCAUAACAGCUAGCGGCUAGCUCCCAGCUAACGUUAGCCGCUCAGUAUCCAGCAGCAGUCACAGAGAAGCUCGUGCUCCGUCCACACACCAAUGACAGGGACACCCACCUCACAAAUAUGCGCCGGGAUAUUGACUGACUCUUGGCUGCUUCUCCUCAGCGACGCCCAGUGAAGCUGUCUCUCAUCUCUAAAGCGCAGUAACUUAACUCGGAUAUGGAUCCUGAACGACUGAAACGAAGAGAGGAGAUCCAGAAAGCAAUGAGCUUUAUCCAGUCAUCGUUGCCUUUUCCAGAGCCUGAGAGUUAUGAGCCAUUCCUGACCCAGUUGGUGUGUAACUUGCUGGACGAGGGCAAUUCUUGCUAUCGAGAUGGGGACUGGCGCCAGGCGACCCAGCAGUAUGGGGAAGGGAUAAGCGUCGCCCGCUACGCCCAGGCAGAGGCCCUUGUCAUCCCUCAAGACCUGCUGGAGGGCCUCUACGUCAACAGGGCUGCUGCCUACUAUCAAACGAGGGAGUAUGAGAGAGCUGAUCAGGACUGCGACAGUGCACUAUACAUGGCCGAAGGCAGUCGCAGGGCUUUGUACCGCAAAGCCCUUUGUCUGAGGGAGCUGGGACGACUCAGAGAGGCCUAUGAGUGUGGAACCAAAUGUCUCCUCACAGCACCACACGACCGACAGGUAACCGAACUGGCCCAGGAUCUGGCCAAUAAACUGGGCCUGAAGGGCCGUAAAGCUUACGUCAGCCCUCAGAUAGAGUCCACAGCCAAUGAUGGGGAGAAUCAUGGGGAAACAUCCUCACCCACUGGAGAGAUGUCCUCCAAUGGGCUGGAAUUGCUGGGUGACAUUGGACAAGGGGACAUGUCCAGUGCACAGUGCAUCCCAGCUCCUUUGGCCACACCCAUCCCAGUCAGUGAUGAACCGGCCAGCCCCGUAGCGAGCCCGUGCACUGAUUUGUCAGAGAGCCCCAUCAGCCAGGCCCUGCCUCCCAUGCCGUAUUCUGUCCCGGUGUCCGAGCACAUGGACGAAUGCAACAGCAUCAUCAAAGAUGAACUAGACAGUCUGUUGGAAAGCAACCCCAAGAAAGUCAGUGAGAAUCCUGUCCAGGGUGCUAUCCCCACCAACCUUCCCAACACGGCGGUUGCUCUCCGGCCUCCAUACUCUCCCAACCUUCCGGCCCCAUCUCCACAGCUCCCCCCAGCCUUCUUCAGCUCCCCCAUCAGUGACAUGCCCCCUAUGGAGUCUUACCCGCCGCUGGCCCAGCGGGACCAAGGCUCUACCCAGCCGCAGGACGCACUGGGAGGCUUCUCCACAGAUGGAGAAGGAAAAGCAGGAGUCGCCACUGGCGGGCUGGACUCAUUGUCCGAAUACACUCUCCCUGGGGGACGAGUGUGUCACAGCUUCAUCCCGGGAAUUCGCACCAACAAUGCUGCUCAUGCAAACGGUCCGGCAGGAACAAACUUGUCCCUGCUCUCCCGGAACCCCCUGGCAGCUACGCAUGAGUUUCGGCAGGCCUGUCAUGCCUGUUACAGCCGAAUAGGUCCGCGAGUGAUGGACUACAAAUAUCAGCCAGAGGCAGCACAUCGUUGCAAGAGAGAUGUGCUGUUGUGUCGCCUCAAAAACACAGAUGACCCCACCUGGAAGAGGAUCCGGCCCCGGCCUGCACGGAACAACUUCCUGGGGGCAUUUGUACUCUGUAAAGAGGUGCAGGAGCGUCAGGAGUGCCAGUAUGGGGAGAAUUGUACAUUUGCCUACUGCCAGGAGGAAAUUGACGUGUGGACGCAAGAAAGGAAGGGCGCAUUGAGCCGAGAGCUGCUGUUUGAUCCGCUGGGCAGCACGGAGCGACGGGCGCUCAGCGUCACCAGACUGCUGCAGCUCCACAUGGGAAUGUUUAUGUUCCUCUGUGAGGAAUGUUUUGACAGUAAGCCUCGCAUCAUUAGCAAACGCAGCAAAGAAAACUUAUCAGUCUGCUCAAACCUCACAGCUCGACACCCGUUCGACGAUAACAAGUGCCUGGUGCACGUGGUGAGGUCAGCCAAUGUGCGCUACAGUAAGGUGCGUCCCCUGCACCCCCUCUGUCAGUUUGACGUAUGUCGCCACGAGGUCCGUUACGGCUGCCAGCGCGAGGACAGCUGCUCUUUUGCGCACUCUGUCAUAGAGCUCAAAUGCUGGGUCCUACAGCAGGAUACUGGUAUCACCCACGAAGAGAUGGUGCAGGAGUCCAAGAGACACUGGCAAAGGCUGGAGCAGAAUGCACAGAAGCAGCAGAAGCCCAUCCAUUUCCCCCACCCGAGCAGCGUACCUGCAGGAGGAGUCGGAGGAAUGGGAGGCGGGGGCGGAGGAAUUGGGGGAGACUGCCUCGGUGGCGGCGGCGUUGGACCAGUGGGAGGCAUUGGGGUGGGGGGGUUGGGAGCCGCAGCAGGACGGGGACGACCCCUCAACCUGAAAAUGAAAUUUGUGUGUGGCCAGUGCUGGAGAGAAGGACAGGUCAACGAGCCCGACAAGAACCUCAAGUACUGCACAGCCAAAGCACGGCACAGCUGGACGAAGGAGCGUCGGGUCCUGCUGGUCAAAUCAUUUGAGAAGAAGAAGUGGGUUGUUGUUCGGCCUCUGCCUUUCUCUCGCACCUAUCCUCAGCAAUAUGAUAUGUGUGUGCAUGUGAUGAAGCAGAAGAAGUGCCACUAUAUUGGGAACUGCUCAUUUGCUCACAGUCUGGAAGAAAGGGACGUCUGGACAUACAUGAAGAACAACAGCUUGAGAGACAUGCAACAGAUGUAUGAACUGUGGCUGCAGCUCACCAAUCAGAGUAGACGCACAGAAAGCUCCGCAGUGACGCCGCCUCCAGAGGACAAACAGGUCACUAUAACGGCAGAUUACACAGAAAGCAUGGGAGGACGGCGGUUGUCAGAUGGGGAUGACCUCUGAGUUACUAUGGUGACCAGAGGCAGCUGAUUGCCGCUGAGCUGCAGCCAGACACAGACGGGCCUGCCACACCAGCGAUCCCUGAAACAGUCUGUCACCUUUCCAGUCUGACCUCCGCUAGCAACUAGCCAGCAGUGCAAGAGCAAAUGUCCACACAACAGAACAUUUGACCCCACACACACAAACAGACACAUACACACAAACUAUACAUUCACUCAACACAAGUUACAGGCACUGAUUAACACAAUUAGAAAGCUUCCUUAGUGAAAAUUCAGGACUUGGCUUUAGCUUAUUGUUUGUAUCAUGCAGCAGUUACACACUUUAGGUUCUCCUCCAGGACAUUAUAUCGCAAUCUCCCAGACAACUAGUUGACUAAAAGAAUCAGCUAGUGUUCCCUCGUACUGUUUGGACUGAGCAACUCCGUGUCCACCGGCCACCUCUUUUAUUUUUGUUGUUUUGAAUCCUCGCAGCACUGAAACAGUUCUUGGUUGGGCGCGCUGGUCGCAGCUCUCAAAUAUUGCUUGUUGAUAAAUCAAAACUCAGUUGAAGCUCAGCGCUCUUACACAGAAAGUUUAAAUCGAAACUUCGGAGUGCCAAAAAUACCAAGUCCUCUGUGCUGUCGAUGGCGGUCGAGACUGAUUUGGAAGAGGUUCUUGGUGGACGCUUCCUCGUUAAGCUGCGUAUCAACCAAAUCCCGCUCUCCUUCCUUUUUUGGAGAAUAAUGAUUUUAAGCAUUGUUUUUUUCCAAGGGGAGUUGUACUUCCUUGUUAUAUUGUCUGCCAUAUUGGUAGAACUCAGUGAAUGUAAUGCCUGCAUGGGCCUUUAAAAAACGAGGAAGUUAGUCAUGGAAUCAUGGAAUGUAUGCAAGAACACUUAUUAUGCUCGAAAACAAACUUGUGUAACAUUAGCUUCCCCCCUCUUUAUUGUUAAAAUAUAAAUCCUGUGAUAGCUGUUUAUGGAAUCAUGCCAACUGGUCCGGUGAUGAAAGAGCCUGGACACACACACCCCCACACAUUAACCCAACUAGAUCUUAUGAAACAUCUGUGGCUUAUGUACAUUUGGCUAAAGGCUUGUGUUUGUGCCACUCUGCUCAAAGCAGCGGACAGAUGUGAAGCUGGUGUCACAAGGCUGCAGAGAGGUGACUGCACAACAACAUACAACAUCCUGCCUGAGCUGCUCUCAGCAAUAGAUUAGUAGACAUUAAACGUUCAGACCGCAGAUGCCCAUCAGGAAAUGAUGACCUCACUUGGACUAAAGAACAGUGACAGUUCUGACCGUGCUGAAGACUUAAGUUGUGUGAAAAAGAUAUAAGCUCUUGAAAUUGAGAAAAAAACAAGAUCUGCUCCAGAUAAACAAUGAUUUAAAGAAGAAAAUGAUUGAGAAAAGAUAGGAAGGAUAUAUUUUUUUAUCGUGGAUUGUUUAAGAUUUGAGAAGUCGCUGCAUCUUCAGUCAAACUGGGGUCAUCAUUUCACUGCGCACCCACCAUGCUCCCUCAGCCUUCAAAUGGAAACCUGUGUUCCUCAUAUGCACCCAAAUGUUUUGUUCCUGAUAGCUAACAGUAGCCCUGAGAUAAAAAAAAUCAACAACCUUUUUUAUCGCGGGAAACCUGCUAGCUUGACAUCGGGAGACAAUUCACGCCGCAUAUUGUGCCUCUAAACAACAUAUUCACAUGUGACACCAACACACACACAGACAGACACACUCACUCACUCACCAACCCCCAGAGGUAGAAUAUCUGCCGUCAUCGUAUUCUAACCUUUAAUGUGGAAGGAGACGCGAUGGAGGUAUGUCAAUAUUCAGAUACAUAUACACACAUAUUAUGCAUAUUUACGAAUAAUGGUAUACUACUAAUAAUAAUUGAUAACUUAGCGGUUAAGCUUAAUAAAUAUAUAACCUGAAAACCUGUAUUGAUUACAUAGAACUUCUUGUUAUUGAGGUAUUGCUAUAUGACAUGUAUCGCUGAACUAGAUGACUAUAGUGAUUUUUUUUUUUUUUAAUGAUUCUUUUAUUUUGUAAUUUUUCCUUCUGUGUGGGUUGUUCCAGACGGGGGUUCGUUUGUAGGGACUGCAGCAGAAGUAGAACUUGAUUUCUGACGGUUAAACGUUUAACAUCGAGAGCAGAGACGUGGAGUAAAUCACCCAGAUGAGAGGGUCAUUUAGGUUUUUCUUAUUUUGUAAGUGCAGCAGCUAUACUAUGUGUACAGAAGCAUGCAACGAAUAGAUGAAAUUUACACAGAAGCUGAAAUUUAUAUUUCAAAUAUUAUUUUUUAAUGCUGAGUGGCUUCAGUUCACUGAAUCAAUUUAGCACACAGCUUAAAUUCCGAUGUUGCACUCAAACAGUACUAAGAAUGUUAUGGCUAACGCCUGGGCCACACUAGGUGCAUGUGCAGUGUGUGAUGGCUGUGUCGCUGAUCUGUUGCGUGGGUUUCUGGUAUGACUACUGUAUUCCCAUGAAUUAAAGUAGCCUAUGUAUUCAACUAAAUACCAGAACUCUGAGGUAUGAAGCUGUGCAUCUUCCAGCCCAAAAAUAACAAUUGAAACCUUAUUUAAACAAAUUAAUGCAUUCAGUCAACAGAAACGCUAGACGCUAAAAGCUGCUUUUACUUUGAGACAGGUACAGGAAGUGUUGCAACUAUUAAUGUUUGUGACAGAUGAACUGCACGUGUCGCGCAGAGAAAAUAGGCAGCGUCUCUCAAGCAUCCAGUGUUGCCUGGGCGUAACGGGCGCGAAAAGUUAUUAAGUUGAAACAAAAGUGUUUUAUUUCGUAUAGAUGUGAAUAUGAAACCAAUGAAUCGUAUAUUUGUUUUGUUUCUUCCCACCUCUGUCUGCAGUCCCACACAUUUAGGCCAUUGGAUUAAUACUAAACAGAUAAAUAGUUGUGAGGUCACAGGGUGGUUAUCAUCCAGCUCCUGAAUUUGAACCUGACCUUUCGGGGACUAUUGGUAUCAAGCCCUUGUCUGGAACAGCCCAGGUAUUAGCUUCUUUGAGGGAUUGUAUUACUCUUAGUAUUAUGAUGAAUAUGAUGACGAUAAUGAUUGCUAUCUAUUGACUAUUUCUAUUUCUCUUCUAUAUGCUAUUGAUAUAUGUAUGUUAAUUGCAAUGUAUAACUUUCUCUUUAUAUAUGUAUCCAUGUAUAAAUAUAAUAAUUUACAGUAAAUAUGCAUCUGUGUAUGCGGCAGUGCACAGCUCCAUCUGGGAGGCAGUGAGCAGAAAACCUCAGACUCCUGAUGGCUGCUGUAGGAAGGUUCUCGAGUUUGUCGGUCCUACAGGUGGUGACCUCCAUAUACACAGUAUGGUAGGCGUACUAUAUAUUAAGUCUGUCUGAGCUCUGCUUGUAGGCCUGAAGAGAGUUUAAAGGUGACAAAAAUAGAUAUUUGAUGAUGAAAGUAUAUAUAUACUGUAAACUGUUUCCCCUCUUCAGUGUCAACCUACCAGCAGAGCUCUCUGCUCACUGCCUGUGCUGUGCAUCUUUCUUUGUUUUGAGUUUGAGUCUCUGGUCAGGGACAAAAGCAUACAUAGAGGCCUAUAUACUCCCAUAUAGCGCCUUAUUUGAUAUACUACAUCUAUAAGAUGAUACAUACCCCUAUUGUAUAAUCCUUCUUACUAUAUACAGUAUAUGAUACCUGAUACCUAUUAUAAUACUUAGACACUCAUAAGGUAAUUUAGAUAAGAGAUGGUGGAGCUGUUUUUUUUUUCUCUGUGGCUGUGGAAGAGUUUGCUGUUGUCAGUGACGUGUUCCCAUCUUGUUUUUCAGGGAGUUUUCAAAAAAGGACAGGUUGUUAGGAGAGCGCAAUAUACUUUACUGAUCUUUAUCAUUCAAGUGGACCAACAAUUUUCCCAUCCUUGUUUGAAGUCCUGCGUUGAGAGACCUGCUGAAGGGAAUAGUUUUGACCGAAAAAAGCCGAACAUUUUGCAGAAGGCUCCUCUUCCAUUGUUGGAGAAAGACGGGCAUUGAUUAUAUAAUUGACACACGGAAAGACGUAAAAAAAAAAAGAAAGCUGAAAUUUGUGUGCUUUGUGUUCUGUGUGUGUUGUUAAAGGCGAGCAAAUCAUGUCACUAAUUUAAAAGGGGGGCAGGUUGCUGCUGCAGCAUCUGUACAUGAAACAAAUCUCCCGUCGUAAUUGUUUAUUCAAGAAGGUUUUUCCGUCAUAAACAAACUUGGUAUUGCCCUGUUGUGCAACUUCACAGUAGAUACUUUAUCAGUCUCCCUUAUCAAGUACGAUUUGAUUUGCCCUUCAUGCUUAAAAGGUGAGGAAACCCGUCCAUGAGAUGUGAGGUUUGUCAGGCAACGGUCAUUGACCCUGCGGCCAAAAUGACUGCUUUAUGUCCUGUCGUCUAUAAAUUGUUCAAUUUGUGUCGAUCUUUUCUUUUUCCUGAUCCCUUACAGCUUAAUCAGUAGCGUGCACCAAUAAGAGCCAGUAAGAGACCAUUUUGGAAUCUGAAAUGAAAUAAAAAAGGAUCCUUCGGCUUCAAAACUCUUUUAACAUUGUAUGCUGCAUUACUUUUUCUGACUUAUGAAGCGUUUUCACAUCCUUCUCAACAUGAAUGGAAGGGUUCUCAGUUAAAGGUGACUUUAUUCCCCUAAAACACGCUUUGGUUUUUAUUAUAACAUAGUUUGUUAAAAGAUGGGGACUGUCUCAAUAAGUGGUGACGUCCAAAUUCCAUUACAAAUAUCCAUUCUACAAGCCUUUAACCUUCCAAGCUCCUCCAAGACUUUAGCAUAAGAAACCCACAACAUGUGCGGCCUCUCACUGCCUCAAAUGCCAUCACUACAACACUAAUACUUGAUCAAGUGGGUGGUCUUGCUGGUGUUUAAGCAGAUUAUAUUGUUUAUUUCGCUACCAAACCUUUGAAAGUGUAAUUCAUUGAUUUAAGAGAAAUGUUUCUACUUGGUUAUUAUAACUCUAGAAGUCAGUUGGUUUAAAGGUUGUCUUUGUCCUUUCUCUGAGUAAAACGGCUCGUGUCCUGUGCGGUACUGGUUAUUCCAUCUGUAGUUAAAGUGAAUGACGCGGUUCUCAGCUGUGAAACACGCUUCCCAGUCAGUAAAUACUCAUGUGACAGCCACCCACCCCCCUCCCUCCCAUUCCCAGCAACCUUUAUAUAGUUGGUGUCAUUUGAUUUGCCACAAAAACACACACUUAACCAGCACCAAAAAAACUAUCUUAAUGAAUCUCUUUUCAUUCGGUUAGAAAAUUAUUAUUGGUUAUUAGAAUUGUUUUACAACAACUCAGAUGAAGAAAACCAGGGUUGUAAAGAAGUUGAAAAUACAAGGCCUCUUUUUGUACUGUAUUUUUACAUUUUGUUGGUUUAUGUUUUGUCUUAUCUUCUUGACUUUGUUUUCUCUUUUCUCCUCCCUGGUUGGAAAUUCAUGAUCACACAAGUGGACCAAAUCUCUUGAAAGCAUUUAAUAAACAGACCGUUUUAGAA